This is a messenger RNA of Acanthisitta chloris (rifleman), 1832 nucleotides long. RefSeq names its product angiotensin I converting enzyme 2 (gene ACE2). Gene Ontology annotation, molecular function: peptidyl-dipeptidase activity; metallopeptidase activity. The transcript is spliced from 15 exons. The annotation marks the transcript as partial. Gene Ontology annotation, cellular component: plasma membrane. The record is from RefSeq and is a predicted model, not a curated record. Gene Ontology annotation, biological process: proteolysis. Lineage: Eukaryota; Metazoa; Chordata; Aves; Passeriformes; Acanthisittidae.
AUUAUUCUGACUAUGGAGAUUACUGGAGAGCAAAUUAUGAAGCAAAAUCUCCAGAAGAAUACAAAUACAACCGUGACCAGCUGAUCGAAGAUGUGGAGAAGACAUUUGAGCAGAUAAAACCUCUGUACGAGCAGCUGCAUGCCUAUGUGAGACACCGGCUGGGCCAGGUGUAUGGCCCUGAGCACAUCAGCUCCACAGGAUAUCUCCCUGCUCACUUGCUAGGUGAUAUGUGGGGCAGAUUUUGGACAAAUCUGUAUCCCUUGACUGUUCCCUAUCCUGCCAAACCAAACAUUGAUGUAACAUCUGCAAUGAUUGAAAAGAAAUGGAAUGCAAUUAAAAUAUUCAAAGCUGCUGAGGCCUUCUUCGCCUCCAUCGGCCUUAAUAACAUGACUCAGGGCUUCUGGGAAAACUCCAUGCUCACAGAGCCAAACGAUGGCAGGAAGGUUGUCUGCCAUCCUACGGCAUGGGACAUGGGGAAAUAUGACUACAGGAUCAAGAUGUGCACUAAAGUGUCCAUGGAUGACUUCCUGACUGCACACCACGAGAUGGGCCACAUCGAGUACGACAUGGCAUACUCUGCACAGCCCUACCUGCUGAGAAGUGGUGCCAAUGAGGGAUUCCACGAAGCAGUAGGUGAAAUUAUGUCACUUUCUGCAGCCACUCCUCAGCACUUGAAAUCUCUUGAUCUCCUGGAGCCAACUUUCCAAGAAGAUGAAGAAACUGAAAUCAACUUUCUGCUCAAACAAGCACUAACGAUUGUUGGAACAAUGCCUUUUACUUACAUGCUGGAAAAGUGGAGAUGGAUGGUGUUUAGGGGUGAGAUCCCUAAGGGUAAGUGGAAAGUGAAGAGAGAAAUUGUUGGUGUUAUGGAACCAGUCCCUCAUGAUGAGACCUACUGUGAUGCUGCAGCACUGUUUCAUGUGGCCAAUGAUUACUCCUUCAUAAGGUAUUACACCCGGACCAUCUAUCAGUUCCAGUUUCAGGAGGCACUUUGCAAGGCAGCUAACCAUAAUGGCCCUCUUCACAAAUGUGACAUUACCAACUCCACGGCAGCUGGUCAGAAGCUGAGACAAUUGCUGGAAUUAGGCAGAUCCAAGCCCUGGACUGAAGCCCUGGAAAGUGUAACAGGAGAGAAAUACAUGAAUGCAGCACCCUUGCUCCACUACUUUGAACCUUUAUAUGAGUGGCUGAAAAAAAACAAUACUGGCAGACUCAUUGGUUGGAAACAAGACUGGACUCUAUAUGCUGACAAUGCCGUCAAAGUGCGCAUCAGCCUGAAGUCAGCACUGGGGGCCCAAGCGUAUGACUGGGAUGACAAUGAGCUCUUCUUGUUUAAGUCAUCCAUCGCCUAUGCCAUGAGAAAAUACUUUGCAGAGAUGAAGAAACAGGAAGUUAACUUCCAGCUUACAGACAUUCAUGUUUUCAAUCAGACAGAAAGGAUCUCCUUCUACAUUGUGGUCACCAUGCCGGGUGAUAUCACUGAUGUUGUGCCCAAAGCUGACUUGGAAGAUGCCAUCAAGAGAUCUCGGGGACGAAUCAAUGAGGCUUUCAGACUGGAUGAUAACACACUGGAGUUUGUGGGCAUACUUCCAACCCUGGCCCCACCUUAUGAACCACCAGUCACCGUCUGGUUAAUUGUAUUUGGGGUGGUCAUGAGUCUGAUUGUCAUUGGAGCUAUUGCCUUGAUCAUCACGGGGCAGAGAGAUCGCAAAAGGAGAGCAAGAGAAAGCAGAGGUGCAGCAGAAACAAAUGAAGAUGUGAACCCUUAUGGUGAAGAGGGAAGAAGCAACCUGGGCUUUGAGACAACUGAAGAGACACAAACAUCAUUUUAA